Molecule: messenger RNA, 1218 nt
Organism: Platichthys flesus (European flounder)
Lineage: Eukaryota; Metazoa; Chordata; Actinopteri; Pleuronectiformes; Pleuronectidae
Product: histone H1.5-like
Exons: 2
Coding region: 1-1218 (405 amino acids)
Biological process (GO): nucleosome assembly
Cellular component (GO): nucleosome
Molecular function (GO): DNA binding
Source: RefSeq, a predicted model, not a curated record
AUGAGAGCCAAGUCUCCAAAGAGGAACGCAAAGCCUCAGAGGAAGUAUUCAGGCUUCACAGUGUCCAACAUGAUACUGGAGGCUGUUUCCGCUUCCAAAGAGCGCCACGGCAUGUCCCUUCCAGCCUUGAAGAAGGCUCUGCAGGCUGGAGGAUACAAUGUUGCGAGAAACAACGCCAGGGUCCUCCUCACCAUAAGACGCCUAGUGGUCAGCAAAGAUUUGGUUCAGAACAAGGGCCCCUCAGGCUCCCUCAAGGUGAACGAAAAGACUCUAAAGACAAGAGUAAUGUCUCCAAGGAGAUCCAAAUCUCAAAUUACAUACAGAUCUCCAAAGAGAUCCAGGUCUCCAAUGAGAUCAACAUCUCCAAUGAGAUCCGAAUCUCCAAAGAUGAGAGCCAAGUCUCCAAAGAUGGGAGCAAAGUCUCCAAUGAGAUCGAGAUCUCCAUGGAGAUCCAAAUCUCCAAUGAGAUCUUCAGUGAGACUUCGGAAUUUAAUUUCUCAGCUCGAAUCUUCAAGGAGAUCAAGAUAUCCAAUGAGCUCCAAAUCUCCAAAGAGAAGAGUCAUGACUCCAAAGACUAGAGCAAAGUCUCCAAGGAGAACCAAAUCUCCAAUGAGAUCCAGGUCUUCAAUGAGAUCCAGGUCUCCAAUGAGAUCCAGCUCUCCAAUGGGAUCCAUAUAUCGAAGGAGAUCCAAAUCUCCAAUGAGAUCAAGAUCUCCAAGGAAAUUCAAAUCUCCAAAGAUGAGAGCCAAGUCUCCAAAGAGGAAUGAAAAGCCUCAGAGGAAGUAUUCAGGCUUCACAGUGUCCAACAAGAUACUGGAGGCUGUUUCCGCUUCCAGAGAGCGCCACGGCAUGUCCCUUCCAGCCUUGAAGAAGGCUCUGCAGGCUGGAGGAUACAAUGUUGCGAGGAACAAUGCCAGGGUCCUCCUCACCAUAAGACGCCUAGUGGCCAGCAAAGAUUUGGUUCAGAACAAGGGCCCCUCAGGCUCCCUCAAGGUGAACAAAAAGACUCCAAAGAGAUCCAGGUCUCCAAUGAGAUCAAAAUCUCCAAUGAGAUCCGAAUCUCCAAAGAUGAGAGCCAAGUCUCCAAAGAUGGGAGCAAAGUCUCCAAUGAGAUCGAGAUCUCCAUGGAGAUCCAAAUCUCCAAUGAGAUCUUCAGAGAUCAAGAUAUCCAAUGAGCUCCAAAUCUCCAAAGAGAAGAGUCAUGACUCCAAAGACUAG